Molecule: messenger RNA, 453 nt
Organism: Saprolegnia diclina VS20
Lineage: Eukaryota; Oomycota; Saprolegniomycetes; Saprolegniales; Saprolegniaceae
Exons: 2
Coding region: 1-453 (150 amino acids)
Biological process (GO): vesicle-mediated transport
Cellular component (GO): membrane
Source: RefSeq, a predicted model, not a curated record
AUGCUACCCACGACGCUCAAGGAGUCUUUCUUGCGCAACGACGAGGCGCCAGCGCAGGAUGCGCGCAACACGCAUCGGUUCCUAAUGACGCUCGGUCUUGGCCUCGUGCUCUUCCUCGUCUCAUUCUUCGUGCUGCCACUGUCGAUGGCGGCGUUUGGCGUGCUCUACUCGUUUGGGUCGCUUAUCAUUAUGCUCUCGACGCUCUUCCUUGCGGGGCCGCGCCAGCAGUGGGCCAACCUCCAAGAGAAAAACCGACUGCCCUGCUUCACUGCGUACCUCUCGACGAUUGGGCUCACGCUCGUCUUUGCGCUCUGCCCAGGUCUCUGGUUUCGCUCGAUCUUUGUGUUCUUCUCCGUCUUUGUGCAGUGCUGUGCGCUCACGUGGUACUGCCUCAGCUACUUUCCCAAGGCACAAGCCGGCCUCCGCGCUUGCCUCCACUUUGCGUUUGGCUAA